Molecule: messenger RNA, 772 nt
Organism: Galleria mellonella (greater wax moth)
Lineage: Eukaryota; Metazoa; Arthropoda; Insecta; Lepidoptera; Pyralidae
Gene: mRpL13
Product: 39S ribosomal protein L13, mitochondrial
Exons: 3
Coding region: 157-693 (178 amino acids)
Biological process (GO): translation; negative regulation of translation
Cellular component (GO): mitochondrial large ribosomal subunit; ribosome
Molecular function (GO): mRNA binding; structural constituent of ribosome
Source: RefSeq, a predicted model, not a curated record
UGUCAAUAUUGUCAAAUCACUAACAUAACCUAAGUUCUUACCUAACCUCGAAACCGAAAAUUCCAGCAAAAUAAUAAUAAAACUUAAUUAAUUUACAUUUUUGAUACAUCUAAUACAUAAUUAUAAAUGCGUAUUUUCAUGUACAUAUAAGUGACAAUGUCUGCAUUCAAAAGAGUACAGCAAUGGGCCACCUUCGCACGUACUUGGCACGUAUUCGAUUGCAAGUGGCAGGAUCCUUACGAAUCAGCUUUUAUUAUAAAAAAAUAUUUAAUGGGUUUACAUAAACCUAUAUACCAUCCUAUGAACGAUUGCGGAGAUGUAGUAGUAUGUAUUAACAGUCGAGAUAUCGCACUUAGGGGUGAUGAGUGGCGAAAACGUGCAUACUUCCAUCAUACUGGGUAUCCUGGUGGUGCAACAUGGACCCUGGCUUGGGAGCUCCAUAACAAAGACCCGACUAUGAUUAUUAGAAAAGCUGUGUACAGAGCAAUGAAGGGAAAUUUACAAAGGCGUCAUACAAUGGAACGCUUAUUCAUUUACCCAGGUGAAGAUGUUCCUGAUGAUAUUAUGCAGAAUGUUACAAAUCAGAUAAGACAAUGGCGUUUAGUACCUACCAGACUUGAUCAUAUACCUGAAGAGGAAGUGAAAAAAUUCCCCAAGAUCAUGGAAUAUCCAGAAGAUUAUGUUUUAAAAUGAGUUGUUUGUUUUUUUUUCUUCUGUUAUGCAUUAGCUAAAUAAGGUUUAGUUAGUAAAUAAAAAUAUAAAAACAGUGUAA